AUGUACAUUCAAUUUGCAAUUGUGCUAGCAACCUUACUUGCCCGUGCAGAAGUCAUGGCUCAAGCUUCUCAAAUCAAUCUGAACUUUAAGCUCAAGGAACCUGCCCCAGUUGCACGCUCUGUCACCAAAAUAAGCAACAAUAUUUGUAACAACUUUCCCGACAAAAGCAAGUAUUGGGCAAUCAACGACGGUGCAGACUACCUACGCAAUUUGCCUGGUCAGCCGACUAAUGGCCCUGGUCCCGCGCUAAAGACCUUGUCACCAGAUGCUCUGGCGUCGUGGGCGGUCAAGGCCUGGUUUGUGGCCAGAACUUUGGACUGGGAAAUUGGAACGUUAUUAUUCGUGGCGCUUCUUGUUAAAGUCUUCGUGGCACACCACCUUGGCAAAGUCGAAUCUUUUAACCAAACCUCGCCUGCCACUGAUUACGAAUAA
Molecule: messenger RNA, 432 nt
Organism: Cucurbitaria berberidis CBS 394.84
Lineage: Eukaryota; Fungi; Ascomycota; Dothideomycetes; Pleosporales; Cucurbitariaceae
Exons: 3
Coding region: 1-432 (143 amino acids)
Source: RefSeq, a predicted model, not a curated record